This is a messenger RNA of Argiope bruennichi, 8630 nucleotides long. RefSeq names its product dnaJ homolog subfamily C member 13-like (gene Rme-8). The record is from RefSeq and is a predicted model, not a curated record. Gene Ontology annotation, molecular function: protein binding. The transcript has 54 exons. Gene Ontology annotation, biological process: endosome organization; receptor-mediated endocytosis; regulation of early endosome to late endosome transport. Gene Ontology annotation, cellular component: endosome membrane. Lineage: Eukaryota; Metazoa; Arthropoda; Arachnida; Araneae; Araneidae. Bases 295 to 6972 code for a protein of 2225 amino acids.
UGCUUCAAGUUUUUGUGAUCCUCCUCCAAGUUUUGGUUUUCUUAGCGGUGUUUAUAAUUGAAUAAAGUUAUGUCCGUAAACCUAGACUAUUUAAAAAUAAAUUUAAUAAACAUAUAUAUCUCUAUGCAAUAUAAUAUUUCUUAGAUUCAUCGAUGUCUUUUAUAGAAAUGUAUAUGUUACAUCGAUUUUCAUUUAAAGUUCAUGUGAAAGAGAGAAAUGAUUAUUAGAAAUUGAUGGUCACAGAUAUAUGUAUGAACUUGUAGAAAACUAUUCAAAAGGUGUAAAUAUUAGAAAAUGAAUCCAUUGAAAGACAAUGAAGAUGUGGCUUGUUUUGUUGUUACAAAACUUUCAUGGAAGGGGAAGUACAAAAGAAUAUUUUCUAUUGGGACCAUGGGCAUAUCUACUUACAGUCCUAAUAAAUUGGAAGUUACAAAUCAGUGGUUUUACAGUGAUUUUAUUAGCAUAACUCCAACAGUAAAAGGUCAAACAACAGAUGAAUUUGUAAUCAAUAUGAAGAAGGGCAGAAAAAGUGAAUCAAUGAGAUUUGCAUCUGAACUUAGAGCUGAAAUACUUACUGAAGCAUUGAGGUUCAGAAAUAAAUUUGCUGAAUCAGCAUUUGUAACAGCAAAUUAUAGAGCUUCAAAGCUACACUGGUCAGAUAAUCCUCUUCCAGUUAUACUAGAGCUUGGCCCUGCCUCAAUAAUCCAAAAAGAUGCCACUAGUGGUAAUGAAAUAGCAUCAUACGAUUAUAAAAAUAUAGAAAAGUUAGUUCCUAUAUCAGAUCGUGAAGGUGGUUUUGUGAUUGUAUGCAAUGAGUUUGGACGGCAGCAUUUUUUCAUUUGUGAUAAAAGAGAUGAGCUAUUGAAAAAAGCUGCUGAGUAUGCUGUGAAUAAUGUUGGAGUGUGUAUACCUCUUGCAAAAGAAACCAUGACAACCAAUUCAUUUUGGGAAAAAAGAUUAGGAAAAUUUAGUUCAGAUGAAGCUAUUACAUCAGUGUCUGACUUUAUCGUCCAUAAAGAAUCUCUUAGAUAUAGUGAACCUGUAAAAAGAAUUUUAGGAUUAACAGAGACAUGUUUAAUUGAAAGGGACCCUCAAACAUAUUCUAUAGUCACUAUUAGACCAUUAAAUUCUAUAUAUGCUUUGAUUCGUCAUCCUGAUAAUCCACAAAAGUUUCGUGUUGAAUAUGUCACUGGCCAAAUUAGAUCAUAUACAUCAAGUGACAGGGAUGCUCUCCUGGCUACACUGUUGGAUGGAGUAAGAGCUUCUGGGAAUUGCGAUGUUCAUGUCAAAAUGCAGCCAACAUGUCGUGGACAACGUUUUGGUCCAUUUUAUCUUCCAGUUGAUGAGGAAAUUGAAACUAACCAUCUCAGAUUUUUAGUAUCAAUACCUGUUAGAUGGGAUUUUUCUCGAGCAGUUGUGCAGUUUAAUAACAACAUUUCAUAUAAAGGUUUAGUUCAUGCCACUGUAGAGAGCAAGGAGAAGCUUAUACAACCUGCGUUAUUGGCUCUCUUAGAAAGAGAUGGGGAUGACCAAUCACCUGAAAUGCUAGAAGCUCAAUUUCAAUGCAUUCGAAGAUUAGUUGCCUCAAAAAUGGGAUUUGCAACUUUUACUCAAAUUCCUUCAUUUAGAGAAAAAUUAGGGCUGAAAGUUGUGAGAGCACUUAAAAUUGCUGACUCUGGAGUUGCACAUGCUAGCAUUGAUAUGUUAUGUGCUUUAAUGCAGCCCAUGCAUGAUGAUUAUGAUUUAAGACAAGAGCAAUUGAACAAAAGCUCAUUGCUGUCUUCCAAAAAAUUCCUUGAAAGUCUACUUGAAAUGUUUAUUUCGCAUAUAGAUAAAGGUACAGGAGCACUAGUAGUUUCAGCUAUGCUGGAUUUUUUGACAUUUGCCUUAUGUGCUCCAUAUAGUGAAACUACUGAUGGAACUCAUUUUGAUACUUUAUUAUCAAUGGUUGCCGAUUAUGGUCGUCAUUUAUUCAGACUUUUCCAGCAUACUUCCUUAGCUAUUGUUAAAGGAGCUGGUCUUGUUAUGAAAGCUAUUAUAGAGGAAGGGGAUGCAGAAAUUUCAGCAAAAAUGCAAGAAUUGUCCUUGGCUGAAGGUGCUUUACCUAGACACUUGCAUAUUGCUAUGUUUACUCAAAGUACUGACACAAGGUUUCUAACAAUGCAACAGCUAUCACGUCAUCUUGUUGGUUUAUGGAUUACAGGUCACCCCACAGCUAUGGGAUUACUGCAGAGAAUUUUACCUGCAGGAUUACUCUCAUAUUUAGAUGCAACUGAAAAUCCUCCUGAGAAAGCAACAGAUUAUAUCAAUAUUAGAGAUAAUCUAAAGAUUGCAGUUGAUCAAAGUCAAAUUGGCACAAAACAGCUUCCACAAUCGUUGAAAGUUCUGGAAAAGCAUCUGGAAUAUGUCUUGGAGCAUUGGAGAGAAAGAAUUGGGCUUCCGAAAAAAGAACUAAUUGUUGGAACAUCAAGUGUUCCAGAGGAUAAAAUCCAGCAGAGACCGGUAGUGUUGCGAAAACGGAGAAAAAGAGUGAAACCUGAAGCAAACUGGCCCAUGUUUUAUUAUCAAUUCAAUCAAGAUCACACAAAACCUGACUUAAUAUGGAAUUAUAGGACAAGAGAAGAAUUAAAAGAUGCACUGGAAAAAGAAAUGAGAGACUUCAGCUCAUGUCGAGAUCUGAGUAGGACUAUAACUAUUUCAUGGAAUCAUAUAGAAUUUGAAGUUCAUUAUAACUCCUUAGCUGAAGAAAUUAAAAUUGGAGAUUAUUAUUUAAGGCUUCUUCUUGAAGAAGAUGAUAAGGAUACAUCUGGUAGCUCUUUUAUCAAGAAAUCUCAUGAAUUUUUUAAUGACCUUUAUCACCGAUUUCUUCUGUCUCCUAAACCUGCUAUGAAGUCAAUGUGUCUACAAGCUAUGGCAAUUGUGUAUGGUCGUCAUCACGAAGAAAUUGGUGGCUUCAAUGAUACAAGAUUUAUUGUCAGUAUGUUAGAUAGAAGUGCUGAUAAACUUGAGAGAGAUCGGUUAGUAUUAUUUAUUGGGAGAUUGAUUCAAUACAAGAGAAAUGUGAAAGAAGUAAUAGAUGCAGGUGGUUUGAGAAUUUUAGUAGAUCUUCUGACUUUAGCUCAUUUGCAUACCAGUCGUGCUACAGUUCCAACUCAGACCAAUGUUAUUGAAGCAUCUCCUGAAAUGAUGAUGAUGACUGAAAAAGAAUGGUAUUACCGAAAUGCUGAAAAGGAACGUCAUGGACCAUUUGGUUUCAAUGAAAUUAAAGACCUGUGGAGUGAAGGAGUAAUUCAUCCCAAAACCAGAUGUUGGGCUCAAGGCAUGGAUGGUUGGAAACCAGUUCACAUGAUUCCUCAAUUAAAAUGGACUUUGAUGGCCUCUGGAAAUGCUUUGAUGAAUGAAAGUGAUCUGGCAAACGAAAUUCUUAAAAUGUUAAUCCAAAUUUGUGAAUAUUUUCCUAGUCGAGAUUCUGAUGGUGCUGUGAUACGUCCAUUACCUAGAGCUAAGCGUUUGCUUUCUGAUGCAACAUGCUUGCCACAUAUUGUUCAGCUGCUGUUAACGUUUGAUCCAAUUUUGGUUGAAAAAGUUGCUAUAUUGUUGACUCAUAUAAUGCUUGAUAAUCCAGACAUAUCAAAACUAUAUCAGACUGGUUUCUUCUUCUUUAUUCUGAUGUACACAGGCUCAAAUUUAUUACCCAUUGGUUCUCUGUUGCAAAUGUCACAUUCCUGCCAAGCAUUUCGUUGCGAAGAGAAUCAAGCAUCAUCAAUUAUGCAGCGCAGCAUACUUGGACAAUUAUUACCUGAAGCCAUGGUGUGUUACCUAGAAAACCAUGGUGCUGAAAAAUUUGCUCAAAUAUUUUUGGGUGAAUAUGAUACACCAGAAGCAAUAUGGAGCAAUGAAAUGAGGAGGCUCAUGAUAGAAAAGAUAGCUUCACAUAUUGCUGAAUUUACUCCCCGAUUACGCUCCAACACCAAAGCUUUAUAUCAGUACUGUGCUAUACCUGUCAUACAGUAUCCUCAAUUAGAAAAUGAACUUUUCUGCAACAUUUACUAUCUGCGCCAUUUGUGUGAUACACAAAAAUUCCCUGAAUGGCCUAUACGAGAUCCAGUUAAAUUGUUAAAAGAUGUUCUUGAAGCCUGGAAGCAGGAAGUUGAGAAAAAGCCACCUGCUUUAUCUGUAGAUGAAGCAUAUGAAACUCUUGGUCUCAAAAGAGAGGAUCAGCCUGAUGAAAGUGUUAUCCGCAAGUCAUACUUUAAACUAGCUCAGAAAUAUCAUCCUGAUAAAAAUCCUGAUGGGCGAGAAAUAUUUGAAAAUGUGAACAAAGCUUAUGAAUUUCUGUGUAGUAAAUCAUCUCGACAAUGUGAAGGUCCUGAUCCACACAAUGUGGUAUUGAUACUCAAAGCACAGACUAUUCUUUUUAGUCGUCAUAAAGAAGAAUUGCAUCCAUAUAAGUAUUCUGGCUACCCAAUGCUGGUAAAAACUAUUCGAAUGGAAACGAAUGAUUCUCAGUUGUUCUCCAAAUCAGCACCUCUCCUUGCUGCUGCAGCAGAAACUGCAUAUCAUACUGUUAAUUGUUCAGCAUUAAAUGCUGAGGAACUUCGUAGAGAGGGAGGUCUAGAAGCUCUACAAGAAGCAUUUUCUCGCUGUGUUGGAGUGUUAAGUAAGUCAUCUAAAACUGAAGAUCUUUCAGUUCAAGUGUGUGUUCACAUAUCACGUUGUUUUGCUGUUGCUGCUCAGUUCAGAGGUUGCCGAGAACGUAUGAUAGAAAUGCCGGAUAUGAUUAGAGAUUUGUGCAGAAUCUUAUACUUUGAUCAUUUAACAAAAUUGUGUACAGUAGUUGUGGAAUGUGUAAGUGCUCUAGCCAUCAAUGAUGCACUUCAGACUCAUCUGUACCAAGCUGGUGUUCUUUUCCAUCUCCUAAUUUUCUUAUUCAACUAUGAUUACACACUCGAAGAAGGUGGUGUACAGAGGGAUGAAGAAUCAAACAAGCAGGAAAUUGCAAAUCAGCUAGCUAAAUUAAGUUUACGUGCACUAAGCAGAUUAGGUGGUUACGGCACAGGAGAUGAUGAAACUCCAAAGAAUGAUGCUGUACAUAUGUCUUUGACUGCUCUUUUGACACCAUAUUUGGUUAAUCAGUUGAGUCGUUGUGAGCCAGCUGAAAUUUUGAAAAUAUUGAAUAGUAACACUGAAAAUCCAUAUCUUAUUUGGGACAAUGCAACACGAGCUGAAUUAACAGAAUAUUUAAAAACUCAACGAAAGGACAAAAUAAGAUCUGGUGAAUGUGAUCCUUCCUAUGGCAGUGACUUCAAAUUCUCUGCACAUGCUUCUGAACUUAUUAUUGGUGGAAUCUUUGUACGUGUAUAUAAUGAACAACCCACAUUUCCAUUAGAGAAUCCCAAAUAUUUUACAUUGGAACUCUUAGAUUACUUGAGCUCUCAAGCCCAAUACUUGUAUUCUCUCAUGGCAUUACAAUCAUCUGGUGUAAAACAAGAAACUAAUCAGACUCGCUUGAAAAGUGUAGAAAUGGCAUUGGAAGCUCUUCGUAAUGUUGUAAAAAAUAAUCCUGGUGUGGAGAUGCAAUGCAUUGGACACUUUAAGCUUCUUUUUAGUCUUCUUAGGUUAGAUGAUUGCCCAAGAGUUCAAGCUCUUGCAAUUGAUGUUAUAGCUGGCGUGACAAGUAAUCAAGAAUGUGUAAAUGAUAUAGCUGCUAGUGAUGUCCUUGUUUACCUGUUACUUGUUCUUCAUUCUUUCAAGAACUCAGCUAGUCAAACAACAGUAUUGGAAACUCUUUUGCCUUUAAUGUCAAAUGGCAAGCUAGUCAAAGAUGCUAAUACUAAAGGUGCUGUGAUAUACCUCUUAGACUUAUUUUGCAAUGCCACAAAUCCUACUAUCCGAGAAUUAACUGCAGGUUUAUUAGGAAAAAUGACUUCAGAUAAGUUGAUUGGACCAAAAUUACGCAUUACUUUAUCUAAAUUUUUACCUACUUUAUUUCUUGAUGCCAUGAAAGAUUCUCCUGAAACGGCUGUACAUAUGUUUGAAGGUUGUCAAGAAAAUCCAGAAUUAAUUUGGAAUGAUGAAUCCCGUGAAAAUUUGUGCUCUGUUGUACAAAAAUUAGCAAAUGAGCAUUAUAAAAUACAGAAAGAUGAUCCUCAAGUUCAAUGGAAGCCUCCAAAUGAACCAUGUUUAAGUCUUCCAGAAAACCAGGAAACUAUAGUAGCAGGAGUUUAUUUGCGGCUCUUCAUUCAAAAUCCAACAUGGGUUCUUCGAAAACCCAAAGAAUUUCUUACUGAAUUGUUGGAUAAAAUAAAUGCUGUGAUGUCUAAAGAUAAUGUAAAUAAUGAACUCCUUGAAACUUUAACACAAGCUCUGGUGUGCCUAUUAACAGCACAGCCUUCUCUGCUGGACCAUAUACCUGCUUUAGGCCAUAUUCCUAGACUUAUGCAAGUUAUGCUCAGACCAGAGGAUUCAAUAUCAGGCUCUUGUCUUCAAAUUGUUAGACAGCUUUCCAAUUCUGAAGCCUGCAUCAAAUGCCUCUCCCAGAGUAGUUUCAUCAAUCCAAUGAUGAAAGCUAUGACAAGAAGGCGGGAUCUUGUGGGAAUAGCUUGUGAAGCUCUGAAUAAUGCUUUUCAUAAUUGUUCAGAAGAUCUGAUGCAACAAGCUUUGGAAGCUAAACUUGUGCCAUAUUUACUUGAUUUGUUGGAAAAGAAAUUAGAAGGCAACACUUCUGCAGUUAAAGCUCAAAUUGUACAAGCUUUGAAAGCUAUGUGCUUAUCAUUGCAGUAUGGAGAGCAGAUUACUGAACAAUUAGACAAAUCUGAAGUAUGGGCUGAGUAUAAGAAUCAAAAACAUGAUCUUUUCAUUAAUGAUACUCAAACAAGUGGAUAUCUUACAGGUGCACCUAGUGUUGCUGGUUAUUUAACUCAAGGAUCCUUAAAAGUCAUGCCUAACGUUCCACCUGUAGAAGACAGCUGAAUCACAGCUUCAAUAGAAUGAAAUCUUGAUUUUGUAAUUAAAUGUUCUCAUCAUUGUUCUGGACUUUUUAUGCAGGACUGAAACUCAUCAAGUGUUAAUCUACAUGUCAGAUGUAAAAUAAGUUAAACCGCAAUCAUUUUUAAUUGUAAAGUUUAGUAAAGUAGUUAUGUUUUAAAAUAUAAAAGAAAUGUAUAAUAUUGUUCUAUUAUUUAAAAGGUAAAAAUCUUGAAAUAUGUUUGUUGUUGUAAAUUAGAAUUAUUUAUGUCUAAAAUUUUGUUAUGUUUGAUCACAGUAUGUCAUAUUCAGUUAUAUUCAUGUGGAAGUUUUAAUGUCUAUUUCUGUUUUUGUGUGUGAUUUAUUUCAAACAGUGAAUUAUACUGAGUUGCAAGUAAUUCCUAUUCGUUACCAUCAUUAGGUGAUACAACUUUAAAUUUCUGAAAUAAAACACUAAGUACAUUUUGUGAAAUAAUUUCUUUUUUGAAUUCUUUCUAAAGAAAGAUUCCUGUACUGUUUUGAAUCAAUAAGUUCACUGAUGAAAAAAAAAACUAAAUUGUAAAUACUGCAUAUAAAAUGUAUAAUCUUGUAAUGCUGAAGAUAUUUUUUCAUCUAGAUUGUAUAUUUUUAUCAUGGGAAGCUUUUUCUAGAAAUAUUUUAAUUGCUGAAAUCUUGGAAAUUUUCAUGUGAUUCCAUCCCUGUAAAAUUAAUGAACUUUAAAAUUUUCUGAUUAUAAUGUAAGUAACCGAAAUUUUCUGUGGCACAUUUCUACAUUGUAGUGCACUGUUCCUCUUCUCAAAUGCUGAUCAAUUUGGUACUUCUGUUAGAAGUUUUCAUAGUAUAUUUCUUCUAUCAAAACUUUUUAUAUUUUAAAAUCUUUCCAAAUUAAAUUAUAUUGCAAAUUAAUUCUUAUUAAACAAACUUCCCUACUAAUUGUAUUUACUAAUGAAAGUUGUUAGAUAAUUUGCACAUUCUAAGGAUUUUCUAUUUAAAUAAAUUUGAAUCUACUAAUAGUUCAUUUUAGUGGAUGAUUAUUGUUGUAUUUGAUACACUAAACAAUAAUCAACACUUUUUAUGUAAAUUAUAUUUAUAUUGCAUUGCUUAACAGAUAGAAUUUUGUAAAGUUAAUUUAUUUGUGAAAUUGAGCAGCUUUUUAAAUUCUCUUAAGUAUUACCAUUCAAAGUAAAAUGAGUAAGCAUUUCAUAAUUAAAAAUUCUUCGAAUCUUAUGCAAAAAUGUGAAUUGAUUUCAGGAUUUAUGCAUUUCUAAUACAUUAUCAGAAAGUAUGAUAAUCAUUCCAAGUAAUUUGCAUACCAUUGCACCAAUCACUUUUUUUUUUUUUUUCUUAUCAUAAUUAACAUCCAGUUGGAUAAUGUAUUACUAAUGCUGUAUUAUACUUUUAUGAUUUAAAUAUGUGUAAUAGUUAUUAUUUUUCUAGUGUAAUCGUUUUUUACAGACACAUCAAAUACUUUUAAGUGCCAAUGUUCAACUACUCUUAAUUUGUAAACUUUGAUGUCGUAAUUAUUUUUUACUCAGUGCGAAUCGUGAUUACUCCUAAACCAAGAAAUCUGUUCUGUAUCCUUGCUUAUGUGAAUAAGUAAGCUAUUGAUUGUAUACUGAAAAUUACAUUUGUAUAAAGAGAAAAUAAAAUAUUUUCUUUCUUUA